Messenger RNA from Protomyces lactucae-debilis, 1245 nucleotides. RefSeq lists its product as uncharacterized. Lineage: Eukaryota; Fungi; Ascomycota; Taphrinomycetes; Taphrinales; Protomycetaceae. The record is from RefSeq and is a predicted model, not a curated record. The transcript has 2 exons. Bases 1 to 1245 code for a protein of 414 amino acids.
AUGGCCAUCCACUUUUCAUCAUUGAUGGGUGCUCUUGCUAUUUCUGUUGCCGUCUCCAGAAUCAUGACGGUUGCUGGUCUGCAUAUGAAGUGGUUUGCCAGUAACUACAUUUGCUUGGUACUCUACCUCCCGGCAGCCUUGCUUGGCUUCUUGGUUGCAAGCGUCGCCUUCCCAACGACCAGAAUCGAAGCCCAUCAAGCAUCACUUUUGUUCUUCAGCAUUAUGAGUCUGCUCCCAAUCGGCACUUCAUCCUGGAUGUUUUGCCAGACCCUCAGUUUGCUGUAUGCUGCAAUCCUGCCAGACACACUCGUCAUGUGGUUCACCGGCUCUGCUCAAGCAAUCUUGUUUGGCACAGAAGGCUACUGGUCAGUCCUUGGCAUCUUUGUACCCCUCACAGGUCGACUUGGCGGUGAUGCACCUGCAGAAACCAUUAUUGCCAUUAUUGUUGCUGUGUUGACCUUUUUUGGUCUUCCCUCGCUCCCAGCAUACUUGGCCAGUUUGACACAAGCGACGCGUCAACGAGCGCUGGGCGCCACCAUCAUGACUAUGCUACUAGGCGCACUGCUGCUCUCUACACGUACCGUAUGGGAUGCUGCACACCCACGACGCGUCUUUUCACAACACAUGUACAACUUGACCGAUGGUCUGGCAUCACGGCUGCAAGGUGCUGGGAUUGCGACUGGACAAGCCGUAUCGAUGCCCAUGAAUGAGUGGGUGGCCGAGUGGGAUGUCGUCUAUCCCUUCUCACAAUUCUUGGAUAGCUACAAGGUGCCGCUGGAAACGCCAGCACUGCAAGCGUUGUCAGCUGGCUACGAGACGCCAACGUUAGAAGCGAAGCACCAGGUGCGCAGAGGUGGAUUGGUUGAUCUUGUGCUUGAGGUGAAACAUGCUGGACUCAUCUGGACGGUCAUGUCGUUUGACGCUGAUGUGGUGGAUUGGUCCCUGCCGCGUGGUAUCCAAGGGUAUGGACGUCAUCACGUCAAGCAUGUUGGUACAGAUGGUAUCAGCAGUCAUACGCUGACUAUGACGCUCAAUGCUACACCUGGAUCAAGCUUGUUUAUUGACUUUGUGGGCAUUGACGUGGAAGCCAUGUAUCCGCACAAUAAGCACAAGGCAGGCGCCCUGUCGCACCCUGUCAUGGCACUGUUUCAUGAAAUCCGCAAUGUGCAGGCGCCUACCGAGCGAGACGCCGUCGAUAUGACGAGCUCGGGUAUGCUGGCUGCGAGAUUUGAGGUGAAGCUAUAG